GCUGCAUCCUCAUUGUUAAUUUUUUGUUUACUUUUUUUAAAGUGAAAUUUCCGUCAUAAAUUGAUUUAAAAUAUAAUCAAACACAGACAGUUGGAGUUGGAGAGAUGGAGAACCUUAAAAUUUCAGACCCAGCAGCAGCCGGAGAUGCUGGGAAUGCCCAGCUGAAUGGUGGCCACAACCAGGAAGCCGGUGGAAAUGCAUCAUUCACCUCACACAUGACCAUAUUGGACAAUGGACCUGCACAGUUUAUAGUGAGGGUCCUCAAGAUGAAUGGCAGCACAAUGCUGAUUAUAAAUUCAAAAGAAUGUGAGGUUUUCGAUGAGCUGGCUGUUGGCAUGCCCCCACGCGACUCUACCAAAACCGAUGCACUUUCGUCGACCAUUAUGGGUGGUUACGGUCAAACUGAAUCAUCUGUGCUGGCCGCCAAGCUGGGCAAGCGCUACCGCCGGCAGUUCUUUGUGAGCUUAAAUAUUGGAGGAGAUCGUCUGGUGACUCCGUUGUUCGAAAAAUCGCUCGUCACCUACAUGCAGAACCAUCUGGAUCACUUCGUAUAGCCCUCGUAUGCAUAGCCAGCAUUGAUGACACUGCGCCGUGUGGGGGUCACAGACGUUGGGUGCGUUUAUUUUGGUGAUUUCUGGCGACCCCACGGACGCCACACUCUCGCCGCACUCCGAACUCCAUUCUCCGCUCAGGCGACGACAACAACACAACACAGCCCGCGACAUGCGUCGGUCGAGUGAGCGCGAACUUUAAAAGUACAUCAACGAAAUUGUUUAGUCUAAUAAAUUUAUUGCCCCCAAAAAGUAA
Messenger RNA from Drosophila obscura, 807 nucleotides. RefSeq lists its product as uncharacterized. Gene Ontology annotation, biological process: proteasome assembly. NCBI's taxonomy places the organism in Eukaryota, Metazoa, Arthropoda, Insecta, Diptera, Drosophilidae. The record is from RefSeq and is a predicted model, not a curated record. The transcript has 2 exons. The coding region runs from base 105 to 554 and encodes 149 amino acids.